Molecule: messenger RNA, 3405 nt
Organism: Chaetomium fimeti
Lineage: Eukaryota; Fungi; Ascomycota; Sordariomycetes; Sordariales; Chaetomiaceae
Product: rRNA-processing arch domain-containing protein
Exons: 2
Coding region: 80-3295 (1071 amino acids)
Biological process (GO): maturation of 5.8S rRNA; RNA catabolic process
Cellular component (GO): nucleus
Molecular function (GO): RNA helicase activity; RNA binding; ATP binding
Source: RefSeq, a predicted model, not a curated record
CGUCCCAGAGCAACUUUCGGCGCAGCAUUAUCCACCCGGCACCCAUUUCGACCCCAGCGUAUGAGUGUCGGCAGUCAUCAUGGAUGACCUCUUCGCUGUGUUCGAGGAGCAGCCUCGCGCUCCCAAGCGCAAGGCCGACGCCGAUGUCGAAAUGACGGACGAUGUCGACAACGAAAACAACGACAAGAACAACAACUCGGCCGUGAUCAAAGAGGAAGAGAUGCACUCCGCGGACGAGGAGGAAAAUGUGGAUGCAGAAGGGCCAGCCGAUAGCAAAAGGCGGAAAAUGGAGGACGAAGCUGAGCCCAUCAUCACCGACACGUUCGAGACGGCCGAGUCCAGAGAGGUCAACGCUGCCCAGGGCUUCGCACCCUCAACAGACGAGGGCGCGCUCGUCCUAUCUCACAACAUCCAACACCAAGUCGCCCUACCACCAGACCUUGACUACGAGUACAUCCCCCUUUCAGAGCACAAGGCCCCCGCCGACCCCGCGAGGACGUACCCGUUCAGGCUCGACCCCUUCCAAGCCCUCUCCGUUGCCUCCAUCGAGCGCGGAGAGAGCGUGCUCGUUUCGGCCCACACCAGUGCCGGUAAAACGGUCGUUGCCGAGUACGCCAUCGCCCAGUGCCUCAAGAGAAACCAGAGGGUCAUCUACACGAGUCCCAUCAAGGCGCUCAGCAAUCAGAAAUACCGAGACUUCCAAGCCGACUUUGGCGACGUUGGUCUGAUGACGGGCGACGUUACCAUCAACCCGACCGCCAGCUGCCUGGUUAUGACGACCGAGAUUCUGCGGUCCAUGCUCUAUCGCGGGUCCGAGAUCAUGCGCGAGGUGGCCUGGGUCGUCUUCGACGAGAUCCACUACAUGCGCGACAAGACCCGCGGUGUCGUCUGGGAGGAAACCAUCAUCCUCCUCCCGGACAAGGUUAGAUAUGUCUUCCUGUCGGCCACCAUCCCCAACGCCUUCCAGUUCGCCGAGUGGAUCGCCAAGAUUCACCGGCAAGCCUGCCACGUCGUCUACACGGAUUUCCGACCGACACCGCUGCAGAACUACUUCUUCCCGGCCGGCACCAACGGCAUUUACCUCAUCGUCGAUGAGAAAGGCAACUUCAAAGAGCACAACUUCAACGAGGCCAUGGCCGCCAUCGAGAGCAAGAAGGGUUCCGAUCCUGCCGACUGGAGCGCCAAACAGAAAGGCAAGGGGAAGAACAAGAAGACGAACAAGGGCGGUGACGCACCUGACGAGAAGUCCGACAUCGCCAAAGUCAUCAAGAUGAUCAUCAAGAGGAAAUUUCAACCCGUAAUCGUCUUUAACUUUGCCAAGCGCGAAUGCGAGCAGAUGGCGCUCAAGACUUCAGUUAUGAAGUUCAACGCCGCCGACGAGGAGGCAAUGGUCAACAGUGUGUUCGAAAAUGCGCUAAAUUCGUUAUCCGACGAGGACAAGAACUUGCCCCAGAUCUCCAACAUUCUCCCCUUGCUACGAAAGGGCAUCGGUGUCCAUCACUCUGGCUUGUUGCCCAUCCUCAAGGAGACCAUCGAGAUUCUGUUCCAGGAAGGCUUGAUCAAGGUCCUGUUUGCGACCGAGACCUUCUCCAUUGGCCUCAACAUGCCCGCGAGGACCGUCGUCUUCACCCAGGUUACGAAAUGGGACGGCGUCCAGCGCCGGCCGCUCACCUCGUCCGAAUACAUCCAGAUGGCAGGGCGAGCUGGUCGCCGUGGUCUCGACGACCGAGGUAUCGUCAUCAUGAUGAUCGACGACAAGCUCGAGCCCGAUGUGGCUAGGAGCGUCGUUGUUGGCCACCAGGACCGACUCAACUCGGCGUUCCACCUGGGGUACAACAUGAUUUUGAACUUGCUGCGUAUCGAGGCCAUCUCCCCCGAGUUCAUGCUCGAGCGGUGCUUCUUCCAGUUCCAAAACACUUCCAGCGUGCCGCAGCUGGAGCGGGACCUUGCCAGCCUGCAACAGGAGCGAGACGGCAUGAUCAUUCCCGACGAGGCCACCGUCAAAGACUACCGCGCCAUCCGCCAGCAACUCGACGGAUACCAGAAGGAUAUGAUCGCCGUGAUGCAGCACCCGAACUACUGCAUCAAGUACAUGAAGCCAGGCCGGCCGGUCGAGAUUGAGACACCGGGCGGCGCCAACUAUGGCUGGGGUGUGGUCGUUGAUUUCACGCCCCGCAAGGCACCCAAGAUGGGGCAACCCGAUUAUCCGCCGCAGGAAUCCUACAUUAUCGACGCGCUACUGAGAGUCUCGACGGACAGUAUAGAAAGAACAAACUUCAAGGGAGACACCGCCGUGCCCGAGGGCGUCCAUCCGGCGAAGCCCGGCGAUACGGGCAGGUGGGAGGUCGUCCCCUGUCUCCUCAACUGCAUGAAGACCAUUGGUCAAAUUCGCUUGCAUGUAUCAAAGAAGCUCAAGACCUGGGAAGAGCGCGACACAACGGGCAAGAUGCUCGAGGAGGCCAAGCGGCGCUUCCCCGACGGCAUGCCGGUCGUCGACCCGCUCGAGAACAUGGGCAUCACCGACGACUCCUUCAAGCAACUCCUCCGCAAGAUCGAGGUCCUCGAAUCCCGCCUCAUCGCCAACCCCCUGCACAACUCGCCGCUCCUCGAACAGCUCUGGGACAAGCUCGACACCAAGCUCGCCCUGGCCGACAAGAUCAAGGAGAAGAAGCGGGCGCUCAUGAAGACGCACAGCGUCUCGCAGCUCGACGAGCUCAAGUCGCGCAAGCGGGUGCUGCGGCGGCUGGGGUUCAUCAACGAGACGGAAGUGGUCGAGAUGAAGGCGCGCGUGGCGUGCGAGAUCUCGUCGACCGAGGGCCACGAGCUGCUGCUCGCCGAGCUGCUCUUCAACCGCUUCUUCAACGAGCUCAGCCCGGAGCUGUGCGCCUGCGUCCUGAGCGUCUUCAUCUUUGACGAGAAGGUCGAGACCGCCGAGCUGAAGGAGGAGCUCGCCAAGCCCUUCCGCACCAUCCAGGCCCAGGCCCGUGUCAUUGCCAAGGUCAGCGCCGAGAGCAAGAUGGAGGUUAAUGAGGAUGAGUAUGUCCAGAGCUUGAAGUGGCAGCUGAUGGAGACGGUGCUGGCGUGGGCUGAGGGGAAGCCGUUUGCAGAUAUCUGCAAAAUGACCAACGCCUAUGAGGGUUCGUUGAUCCGGUUGUUCCGCCGUUUGGAGGAGCUGCUCCGGCAGAUGGCCGAGGCCGCCAAGGUCAUGGGCAGCGAGGAGCUCAAGGACAAGUUUGAGCUGAGCCUGUCCAAGAUCAGGAGGGAUAUCGUCUCGUUCAACAGCUUGUAUCUGUAAUUGUCAUUGAUUGCAUUACGGUGGGGUCGUUCGGCGUUUGGGGUGUGGUUGUGGUUGGGAAAAUGAAUACCAUGGACUUCGACGGUGCAGUCUUCAUGUUAAUUAUUUUA